CAUUCUAGAGCUUGGAAAAUGCAACGUGACGCUCUUACAGACCUGCAGUGAAGAUAGACUGAAGAAACUAAUUUUAUCUAAAAAUAUUAAGACUAUCCUGACCACUUACUUUGCAAGAGGAACUUUGACAACCUUCCCAUAGAACAAUUGGAGGGGACAGAUGAAGAUGAACUCAAAAAUUCAGAUUACAGUAUGAAAUUUAUGCAACAUGCAUUUCGGACAGAAAGAUCCUGGAAGGCACAUUUGUCUUCUUUGUAUGAUACAACAAAAAGCAGUUUGGUAGCUGAUAUUUUUUCGCCGUGGUACCAGUGUCUUCUGCACCUAAAACACCAUGAAGCUUCUGAGAUCUCACUUCUUCAAGGUCCUCCGUAUGUCCUUUCAAACUCAAGAGGGAACAAUCAUAAAAGCAUGACUAUAAGAGACAGACAAUGGAAGAACAUACAUUUAGGAGACCAAAAAGAUUGUGUCAGGCUUGAGUGUAAAUCUGUGACAGCCUUUAGUGCAUUAUUCACCAUCUCAAGUGAGAGUGAAGGACUGACCCUUGUUCUGUGGGAUCUGGAGACUCAAGUCAUCAUGCGCUCUUGUGUGGGCAAGAACUCAUUUUUUGUGGAAUGUAGCAGAGAGGAGCAAUUAUGUCUCAUCUUUUCAGAGCCUGGUCUCUCCUUGUUUCUGUUUGGCAUGACUCAACAGGAAUUCUUGAAUCGACUUAUAAUCCACGGAAGUGCUGGCUCCGUAGAUUCCCUUUGCCGGCUCAAUGAAUGGGGAAGGUGCUCUAUUCCUGUACAUGCCUUGGAGGCUGGUUUAGAAAACCGUCAGUUAGACACUGUGGAUUUUUUUUUAAAGAACAAGGAGAAUCUCUUCAGUGACUUCUCAACUUGCUCCUUGGAAGAUAAUUCUGCAAGAGAAAUGUCCAAUUUUUACUUGAAGAGUGUGGAAGAGUUGAGGCCAGCCUUGGAUUUGCUUUGCACGGCAAUCCGAGAAAAUGAUUUGGAAGCACAGAGCAAGCAUUUCUCUGAGCAGCUGUUGAACCUCACUUUGUCUUUCCUUAACAAACAGCUCCGUGAUAUUUUUAUCCAUCGAGAAGAACUGGAUGAAAAUUUGGACACAUGUGUUGAGAUUUUAACCAGCUACAUCACUAAACUUAGGACAUUUAUGAUAAAGUUCCCUUGCAAGCGUUCCAGUGUCGUAAGCGUACCUUGUGAUCUCGAAGAAGACGUGCCCCAAAUUGAACAAAGUCAGAUGUGGGAAACGUUCGAUAUAGAGCAAACUAUCGCCGAAGCCAUUUUAAGCAACAAGCUGCCCGAGGCUCAGACCUUUUUCUGGCUGACUCGCAAUCCUGUCCACAACCUCAAGGAGCUGAACCGGAUAGGACAGGAUCUGGUUUACAAAAGCCUUCUGAAGAAUGACAUCAAAGAAGCCUCCAAACUCCUAAGAAACAUGGGCUUCAAUGUGAUGGAGCAACUGCACAGAAUAUGUUUCUACAUAACCGAUCGGCAUAUCCGCGAUUUCUUGGUGAACAUGCUGCAAGCCGAAAACUACUUUUCUGAAACUGAGAAGGAAAUUAUAGACUUUGUGCAUCAGGUGGAAAAUGUUUAUUCAGGAGCCUUCCAGGAGAAUGGAAAAAAUACAGCCCAGUCCAGCUCUUGGAGAAAAGAACAAGACCUUUCUACCCACAUUGCUGCCUUGGAUGCAUUUCUGAAUUGCAGAGAAGACAGCGUUCAUAACCAGGAACACAGAGUUAUGAUAAACUGGGCUCAGUGGUGGGAUCAGUUUACCCAAGAGAUGAUUCUGCUCCCUGAAGGUAACUUCAAGUCAUGUAAUUCAGAGGUUCUUUGGAUGCAUCUGUCAUCUUGGCACGACUGGAUGAAUAUCAGUUCAUGGAUGACGGAAUCUCAGCCUCAGGAUAGCAGCACAAACUGGCCGCAACUUGCUAUAGGGGCCAUUGAUCAGAAAUCAUUGUGUAGCUGUUUCAUGCGCAAUGAAAUACUGGACCACCUGGCUAGGAAUGGGACUUUUGUACCAACAGAACUAGAAGACUUUGAAUGCCUUCUCGAAAGAUUGGCCCUCGUUGGAGGAGUGAUGCAGAAUCCACACCCUGUUCCAGAACGUAUGCCUGCUGGCGGCUCAGAUUUCCAUGUCUGCUUUAUCCUUUACUGUUUGGAACGUGGGCUUGAUCAUCUUCUCUACAUCUAUCUAGAUUACUACAGUUUAUUUUCUUCAAACUGCCCCAUUUUGGAUGAUAAAGCAUUGCAUGAAGCUCACCCUUGGUUUGAAUUUUUAGUGCAAUGCCGAAGCAUUGCCAGCAAACCUGGAGAUGCAAAAAUGAUUUUUCAGGCUAGUUUAGCAAAUGCCCAGAUCCUGAUUCCCAGCAACCAGGCCAGUGUGAGCACUAUGCUUCUGGAGGGACGAACACUUCUUGCACUUGCCACUACGAUGUACACUUCUGGAGGCAUUGACCAGGUUCUUCAGGAUGGAGAUGAAGGUGAGAAAGUGGACACCCAGCUCUUCAGGAUGGCGCUUGCUCCUUAUCCCAAGCUCAAAGCAGCCCUCUUCCCCCAGUACACCUCUCACGGAAUCUUACCUUCAGACAUCUCUCUGUACCACCUUGUUCAGUCCCUAGUUCCAUUUGAUCCCACUAAAUUGUUUGGCUGGCAGUCAGCAAAUACUCUUGCCAUUCCUGAGCUUUGCAGUGACCUGCCUCACUUCUCGUGCCCCGUGCUCAUCAACAAAAACGCUGUAAUCGAACGCCUGGAUUUCUGCUACUAUUUGCGUCAUGAACGCCCCUCGUUUGCUUUUGGGACGUUUUUAGAACAGCAGCUGGCGAAGAGCAAAACCCCGAAGCAGCUGAUUCAGCAAGUAGGCAACGACGCCUAUUCUUUGGCUCUCUCUUCCUUUUACGUGCCUUCCAUUGCUGCAGCCUGUGUCUGCUUUUUGGAAUUCCUGGGCCUGGAUAGCCUCAAACUCCGGGUGGAUAUUAAAGCUGCAAAUAUAAUUUUGAGCUUCAUGUCUAGGAGAGAAGAGCCUCAAUAUAACUCUAUCAGGCAGUCUUUGGUGGAAAAGCUAACAGAACUGGCUGAUGGAGGAAAAACAGCACCAGAAGAGCUCCUUGUCUGCUUAGAGGAAGCGGUUUGGGAUAAAAUUGAGAAUCAAAAGAUAAAGAAGACCUCCGGCGAUGCAAGAAAGCAAUGGUCCCUGGUCGUGCAGUUUUGCAGGCUCCACGACAUCAAGCUGAGUACGUCGUACCUGAAAGUGUGCGCGAGAUCCAGUGAAUGGCUGCAGUUUAUUACUGUAUCCCAAAUGUACAACUUCCCGCCAGCUGAGGUCAUCCCCAUCUUCCAGGAAUUCUCCCCUCCCCUGCAGGAUCACUUGAGGCUGGCCUUUGAGAGAUUGCAGUCCUCGGGCACUUGGCUGGAAGGCCAGGUGGGCUACGCCUGUCUCCUGAGGCAUGAGCGAAAGCCCAGCACGAAUGACCUGUUCCACCUCCUGCUUCUGUGCCAGGAGCAGCUGCAUCCCUGGCGUUUCCUCCUGGCUGAAGCGGUGAAGCACCGCGUUCCCGUCCUAAGCGUGCUCGCUGCCUGCUUCCAGGAUGCCAGCAUUGUCCAUUGCCUCUGUGUUUGGAUAAUGACGUCCUUGGAUAGCUCCACCACUGACGAGGUGACGAACCGCAUGGAAGGCUCAGUGGAAGCCCAUGAGUGGGAUCUUCUGGACUUGGCCACUCUCUGGCAGGUGCUUUUAAGGAGACAGAAAAUCCAGACACUUCUUCAUGGUUUUCAGUUCUUUCUGAAGGAUUCCCCUCUGCUGCUGCUGCUGGAGGUGUACGAAUUGUGCAUGGACUACAAAAGCUACCACGAAGCCCAAGCCAGGCUCCUUGCAUUCCAAGCCAGCAUUUCAGAACUUCCAGCCACACGUGAUGUGCCGCCUCCCAUCCUCCCCAGGCCCUGGGUGGAGUCACAGGCUUCAUUUCUCCUUGAAGUGAUGCUGCAGCAAUGCAGGACCCAGUACGAGUUAGGAAAACUCCUUCAGCUUUUUGCAGAUACCAACGUUGCUCUUCCUCACGGGCCAGAUUUGAAGAAGCUAAGUGCCCUCAGCUCUGUCUUGAAGGAUUCUUCUGUCUUAAUUGAUCGUGCCAUUUUAAGCAGUUACACUGUUGAGAAUUUCCAGAAUGAGUGCAGAAGAAUUCUGGAACAGCUGCAGGAGAGACGCGCUUUUUCCGUGGCACGGGAAGUGGCAGAACUUGCAGAGUUGCCUGUGGACAACGUUGUUAUCCAAGAGGUGCUCCAAAAUAUACACCUCUUGAAACAGAUUGGCCAUUGGUAUCAAAAGCGGACGAGGAUCGAGUUCUGGAAAAAGUGUCACGAAAGCUACGUGAGAAAUGCCAUCUCACACCCAGCAGCCUCUGCUUUCUUCUUGGCUCAGGCGGACGUUUUGUCCUCUGAGUCCUUGGGCGAUGAGAGAGCAUCGAGGGUCCUUGAGAGGCAACUUUUGCUUACCUUGGCUGGCCACUGGCUAGCUAAAAGUGACCCAAUUCCACUUGAUGAGCUUGAGCAUAUUGAAAGAGAAAUUUGGCUUUGCCGCAUCACACAACAGACUCUGAGCCAGGGCACGGGGCAGGUCAAGCAGAGAUUCUCUCACCAGAUUUCCAUGAGUGGUGAACUGUCCUUUGACUCCCUAGCCAAGGAGUUCUCCUUUUCUAAGCUAGCUGCUUUAAAUGUGCCCAAGUACUUGCAGCUUGAGAGUUUGCCUUCCCAAGAUGCACUGCACGCCAUGCUUUCUGAGGCCGAAUUUGAAUCGCUGAGUUUGCUAAUCGGGCACCUUCUGGAUGAGGGCAGUGUGCACGAGGCCAGCCGCGUUUGCCGGUAUUUUAACUUCUACAGUAGAGACGUCUCCUUGGUCUUGCACUGCAGAGCGCUGGCUUCUGGAGAAACCCCUCAAAGCUGGUUUCACCCAGAUAUCCAAGCUGUCCUUGCAGCGCAAGAAAAAGAGGAAAGCAAGGGCAAGAGAAAUGGAGCAGAGGGCUCUCAGAAGAAACGACUGCAGAGCGCCUCCAGCCUAGAGUGGCGGUCUUUGGUGGAGGCGAUGUGCCCACCCCAGGAGGUUGUAGGUAGCCUGCAGGCUCUCAUUGCAGAGUGUGUACAUGGGCGGAACUACUGCAGGCAGGUCCUCUGCCUGUAUGAACUGUCCAAGGAGCUGGGCUGUUCCUUCGGCGAGAUCUCCACCCAUGAUUCUGAGAAGCUGCUUCGGGUGAUCCUGUCCUCCCAGCAGCCAGACAGGUGCAAGAAGGCCCAGGCCUUCCUCACCACCCAGGGGCUGGAGCCAGAGAUGGUGGCGGAGCUCGUGGCUGAGGAAGUCACACGAGAACUGCUGGCGCCUUUGCAAGGAAAAGGGAAAAAGCAAGUCUUAAAUCCAGCAGAGGAGAGCGAGGCGUUCCUGCAGUUGGCCAAACUGUGCCAGGACCCCACCCUGGUUGGCGUGAAGCUAUUGGAUAAAAUUUCAUCUGUCCCUCACGGGGAGCUUGCCUGCACUACAGAGCUCCUGAUCCUCGCCCAUAAUUGCUUCAGCCUCACGUGUCAUAUGGAAGGGAUUAUUCGCGUUCUCCAAGCUGCCCGAACGCUCACGGACGAACACUUAGCACCCAGCGAAGAAUACGGCCUUGUGGUUCGACUUCUCACCGGCGUCGGCAGGUACAACGAGAUGACCUACAUCUUUGACUUGCUGCACGAGAAGCACCACUUUGAGGUGCUAAUGAGAAAGAAGUUGGACCCGAGCGGGACCCUCAAGACGGCCCUGCUGGACUACAUCAAGCGCUGCCGCCCAGGAGACAGCGAGAAGCACAACAUGAUCGCCCUCUGCUUCAGCAUGUGCCGGGAGAUUGGGGAGAACCACGAGGCGGCAGCCAAGGUCCAGCUGAAGCUCAUUGAAUCCCAGCCUUGGGAGGAGUGCCUUCAGAACGUGCCACACCUGAAGAAGCUCCUGAUGAAAGCCCUGACCCUCUUUAUCGACGCUGCUGAGAGCUAUUCCAAGGACUUCUGUGUGCGUCAGUCCUUGCGCUGCAAUAGGCUGACAAAGCUCAUUACACUGCAGCUCCACUUCCUGAACACCAACCACAAAACCAAGCUGAUCAACCUGAGCAAGAAGAGCCUGCUGGAAUGUGUCAUGUCCCUGCCCAGGUUCUACCAGGCUGCAGUGGUGGCUGAGGCCUAUGACUUCGUUCCAGACUGGGCUGAAGUCCUGUAUCAGCAAGUGAUUGUAAAGGGGGACUUCAGCUACCUGGAGGAGUACAAGCAGCGUGGCCUGCUCAAGGCGAGCACAUUUGAGGAAAUUGCCCAGAAGUUCAAGCAGCGUGCAGGCAAUGAACCGGCUCUAAAAAACCUGAAGAAGCUGUUGACCUAUUGCGAUGAUAUCUAUGUGUAUUACAAGCUAGCUUAUGACAACCAGUUCUACGACGUAGUGAACAUGCUUCUGAAGGAUGCCCAAACAGGUUGUUGUUUGAAUGACCUGCUGGCAAACUAGACUCUGCCUCACUGGAAGAAGAGCUGGAGCCAUCACUGAUGUUAUGGUGAACUUAAAACAGACCAGAAGACAGCUUGUGCAUAAGCAGUUAGAUUUUCAGUAUCGGAAACAUUCAAGACACUAAACGUUUCUAUCAGCCACACUAAACAGUGAGGCGGAUCAUUAACCUUAGGGUUGGUUUCAAAUUAAUAUUGACUUCUGAUGUCGGAAUUGAAUAAAACUGGCAUUUGUAUGUAAGAACUUCA
Molecule: messenger RNA, 6755 nt
Organism: Elgaria multicarinata webbii
Lineage: Eukaryota; Metazoa; Chordata; Lepidosauria; Squamata; Anguidae
Gene: SPG11
Product: SPG11 vesicle trafficking associated, spatacsin
Exons: 37
Coding region: 193-6510 (2105 amino acids)
Biological process (GO): synaptic vesicle transport; chemical synaptic transmission; axo-dendritic transport
Cellular component (GO): dendrite; synapse; axon
Source: RefSeq, a predicted model, not a curated record